AUGGGUCAUCCACCGAUGGUAUGUGUUGCUCUAGAUACAUGUAAAGGCAAGGCAAUUGAAGAUCCAUUAUUGCUUAAAAAAUUAUUAGAACUAUCUGAUAGCAAGAUAGAGCAUUUACCUGCUUUAUUACUUUUUGUGCCAGGCAUGCCUGUCAUUUUAACGCAAAAUAUUGCUAUUGAAUUAGGUCUUAUCAAUGACAUUAAUGGAAUAUUUGGACAAUUAGUAUAUCACGAAGAUUCUAUAUCAACAGAAAAUCUAUCGGAAAUGGUUCCGAAUAAUACGCAAUAUAUCCGUCGACCAAUAUAUGCUGUAAUUGAGAUGGUUAAAUCGAAGAUUGAAUGUAAACUUCAAGAUCUUCAACCAAAUAUUCUUCCGAUUCCAUUAGCUGAACAAACAUUUCGUGUCGACGUUGCCGAUAUUCUUCCCAAAGACAAAAAACCAAGGUCAAAUCAAAGGGCAAGUUUAACAAUUAAGCGAUCUGCAUUACCACUUAUGCCUGCUUAUUGUAUCACAACACAUAAAAGUCAAGGUCAAACAUUGAGUAAAGCGGUUAUUGAUUUAAAAUUACCAAAUGAAACAGAUGAUAUCGCAGCAGUAUAUGUACCCUUGUCCCGUGUAAAACGCUUGGUUGAUAUAGCUAUUCUACGACCAUUCGAUUACAAAGUAUUGCUGAUGUAA
This is a messenger RNA of Adineta ricciae, 678 nucleotides long. Lineage: Eukaryota; Metazoa; Rotifera; Eurotatoria; Adinetida; Adinetidae. The record is from the annotation of a GenBank genome assembly.